Messenger RNA from Lichtheimia ornata, 1929 nucleotides. RefSeq lists its product as uncharacterized. Gene Ontology annotation, biological process: protein ubiquitination; mRNA processing; ubiquitin-dependent protein catabolic process. Gene Ontology annotation, molecular function: nucleic acid binding; zinc ion binding; ubiquitin protein ligase activity. The transcript is spliced from 7 exons. NCBI's taxonomy places the organism in Eukaryota, Fungi, Mucoromycota, Mucoromycetes, Mucorales, Lichtheimiaceae. Gene Ontology annotation, cellular component: nucleus. The record is from RefSeq and is a predicted model, not a curated record. The coding region runs from base 1 to 1929 and encodes 642 amino acids.
AUGACAGACCCUCAUUCCAAGAGCGAGGACGACAAGAUUCAAGAUAUGCUUCAACAAAGUUCAGAUCAAUGGGGUGAUCAACAGGAUCAGCAGGCAACUGCGAACACCGCCAGCCCAAAGCAGCCUGGACGAUCACCACAGGCGUUUCGAAAUCCAAUGAUGCCGGCUAUGCCUUCUGGUUUCAACCCCAUGAUGAAUAUGGCUAUGCUCAAUCCGCAGCUUCAGUUCCAACUUAUGAUGCAGCAGCAAAUGCAGCAAAUGCAGCAAUCCAAGGCGACGCAAUCCAAUAUUCCACCAGAGACCCAAAAGCCGCCUGUAGGAUACGUGUGUUUCAAAUGUCGACAACCAGGCCAUUGGAUCUAUUAUUGCCCGAAUGUGCCCAAGGGACAAUUUGUACCACGACCUGGCAUGAAUGGAACUUUCCCACAACGUAGUGUUCAAGAAGGACAUAAGAAGCAAAAGCCCAACGAAUUAACAUGUCGCAUUUGUGGAAAUCUGAUGAAGGAUGCAGUGCUGGUGCCUUGUUGCGGCAAGUCAUUCUGUAAAGAAUGCAUCACCAAGACUCUUGAUGAGACACACAAAUGCCCGAUUUGUAACAAGGAUGGUCUUGAAUCUCGGCAAGUGAUCCCCAAUCGUUCCCUUCGAAAUACUAUUGAGGCGUACAAAGAGCAAAAUGCCAAAGAGGCUGAGGAGGCUGCAGCCAUGGCAACAGAGACACAGCAAGAAUCAUCCGAAGCUACAGCUGCCAUGGAUACCGGAGCCAACAAUGCUGAAAGUGCCCAGGACAAGAAUGAGGAAGCAAUGCAGGAUAAAGAACAAGAACAGAAUACAGCAGAGCAAUCUACCAGAGCAAGCGAUCAAAAGCAAAGCAACACACCUGUCAAAGGAGGAGGUAUGCCUAUCCAAGUGUUCGAAUCCGAAGAACGUACACCACGAGCCAAGCACAAGAGUCAAGAUACCAUCAUGUCAGAGGCAAUGCCACCUACGCCAUUCAAUGCCAAUCCUAUGAUGAUGGGGGCUCCACCUGGCGAGAUGAACUGGAUGAUGGGUAUGCCACCAGGAAUGAACCCAGCAGCUGCUGCUGCUAUGAUGCGAAUGAAUUUCGGUAUGGGAGAAGGUAUGGGUGGACACGAUAUGGAUAUGGGAGUCCCACCUGGCAUGCCACCCUUUAUGAACCCUGCUUUCCAAGGUGGUUUUGGUGGACCUGAAGAGAUGUUUAAUGGAAUGGGUGGUCCUAUACCAGGUAUGCCACCACCUGAAAUGAUGCCGUUUGGUGCUGGUGGUCCAAUGCCAGCAAAUCCUUUCAGAGCUGGUUUUAGUACACGUGGAGGUCGUGGCAGAGGCUCUAUUCCCAGAUAUCCAGGCACAACAACAAGUUCACGAGCACGAUCCAAUGAUCAAAACACCCCUGCCAGUACAAGUAGUGAACCCAAGCAAGCAGAUGAGAAUGAUAAAGAAGUGAAGGAUAAUACAGAAGAUGAAGUCGUUUCCACAUCAUCACGUGUUGAGCGAGAAGAAAGUAGCCGACAUCACCGUAGCAGCAGCUCUCGAUAUCAUCAUCGUUCUCGUUCUCGAACACCAUCACGUUCUCGUUCGCCAAGUUCUCGUUAUCGUCGACGUUCAAAAAGUCGAUCUCGAUCUCGAUCGCCUAAACGUAGCCGAAGACGAUCGUCGAGUCGCUCACCUUCUCGAUCCACACACCGACGAUCCUCACAAGAUGAUAGACGCGAUAAGGACAAGGAAAGAGGAAGAGAAAGGGAUAAAGAUCGACAUUCAUCUUCACGCCAUCGAAGCUCUCGCCAUCAUUCAUCUCGUUACAGGAGCCGUGAGCGUGAUAGAAGUCGUGAUCGGGAUAGUCGUAGCAAAGAUAGGAGUAGCCGUGAUAAAAGCCGUGAAAGAAGCCGACGUCGUGAUCGUGAUAGGCGAUAA